Molecule: messenger RNA, 4478 nt
Organism: Rhopilema esculentum
Lineage: Eukaryota; Metazoa; Cnidaria; Scyphozoa; Rhizostomeae; Rhizostomatidae
Product: polypeptide N-acetylgalactosaminyltransferase 16
Source: RefSeq, a predicted model, not a curated record
CUUUGAUACAAUGGCACCGUCCAUUCAAAAAUUAUAAGCCCUGUCCACACUACACAAACUAACCCAGGUUCGCCCCAGGUUUUAGCUAACCCAGGUUAAAUUUUGCAGUGUGGACACAACUAACCUGGGUUCGCCCUGGGUUAGUUUAACCCAUCUCCAGAGGUGGGUUAAACUAGGUCGAACCCAGGUUAGUGUUCCGAAUUUCUAGUGUGGACACAAAACCUGGGGCGAACCUGGGUUAGUUUUUAAACGCAUGCGCAUAUUUGAAUGUGUUUUCAUUUUGCGCGCCGAGAAAUGAAAAUACGUUACAUACAAACACCAGGCAAGGUUCAAAUAAAUAAAAUAGAAUAUAUGAAGAUAUGGAAACUUGCAAAAAAGAUCGUCGAUCAACAUGGAGCCGCGUUCUCAGCUUAAUAAGUAUCUGCCGCACCAUUAGAUGUUUCUUGCGAAUAAAAUGCAUUGCCAGGAAAUACAUUUUGGACAAAAUACAAUAAACUGCGACUUCGGCAACUUCCAUCUUGAUCGUGUUUGUGGAAAAUUUGUUUUGUUGUCGUUGUUUUUUUGUUGUUGUAAUUUAACUACGCAUGCGUAGCAUCAGCUAACCUGGGUUUGCCCCGACUUUGUGUCCACAGUACAAAGCAUGAAAAUCAAGUGUGGACAAAGCAGGGUUCGCCCUAGGUUAAAUUUAACCUGAGGCGAACCUGGGUUAGUUUGUGUAGUGUGGACAGGGCUAUAGACUAUAGACUUCUGAGCUAGCUACAGUAAACAUCCUAACAUAAAAUGUUCAGUUCGCAAGUAUAGAUGAAGAUAUAGGCCCAGAUAUUGUUUUCCCUCAGAAAUAAAAGACAGUUUUUAAAUUCAUGCGCGAGGAUGUAGAAGAAUGUAAUUCGAGGAAUUCAUUUUUGUGAAAAAGAACUUGAGAUAAAUUUCUUGAACGUCUUUUGUUUUGCUCUAAGGCUUCGUUAUCUUUUUAGACAUUGCGCUUAGAUAUAAUGUAUAGACUUGCUAUACACUGACGAGUUUAUGAGUUACGUUUGCUUUCACGCGCUCAAAGGUUUUCUGUGUGUGAAACACCAGGAGGUUUAAGAAGCUAUCGGAAGAUGACGUUUUAACUUUUAUGCCUGUGUCUACAUCAAUAAUUGUCACUAGAAUAUCCCCAUUAUGAUGAAAUGUUUUGGCGGUCCAGUAGGCUUUCUUUUUUCGUUAUCUGUUGAUAGAUGUAUAAUAGCUUCCUUUAGGUGAAAUGAAAUUCGGUUUUAGCUUCUUUUUCCUCAAGCAGAGAGUUUCGAGGCUUUUCUUCUUAUAAAUAAUUUUUUCCGGGUCUUUUUUUUCUCUGUCCUUUGAAGGGAAAAAUAUCUACAAAAUGUUAGGAAUCAGCCGAAACUCGUGACGUCAUUGCCUCAGAACAGUGAGUGAAAUUUGAAUUUUUGUGGUUAUGCCUAGCCGAUGAUCAUCAAAUGUUGGAAGAAAGUAAAAACUGGGAUUUAUGAAGUUAGUUUCGAGAAAAUUGGAAGGGUUUAGUUACGAUCAUGUCACUUACAAUGAAAAUUUUGAGCGUUUUUACAUUUGUUAACCUGGACUACAUUCAACUUUUCUGUGUGUAGAAUUACCCAGAGGGCCAUUCCCACUAGUUUUAACUUGGACCUUAUAUGGUUAACCGAUACUUAACCGAUAAUAUAUACGCAGAAACUAUUCUAAAAUAUGCCGGAAACCAAGGGUUAUCAAGAAUUAUAUCGGAAAGAAAAAAGUCUCGUGGGUUUUCGUAAAUAGAAAUGUGUCUAGACAUCAAAACUUUAAUGUUCCUGCUCGUGUUAUCAGUUGUUUUCGUCGUUUACAAAGGACAAUAUGCAACCCUCUUUCAAACAUAUACAAAAGAAAGGAUACUAUGGGAGAAUGACCAGCAUGUUAUUGACAUCAGGUCUUUUGACAAGAAGGAGACCAACAGUGAAAUGUCCGACUGCAGAUUUGCUUUCGAUUUCCUAAAAGAGCUAAUAAAGCAAAUCAAGCCAAUCAAUAGGGCGGCUGUCGAUGUAGCAUUUCGUAGGCCCUUCACGGGAGCAAUACGACAAGGGGAAGUUUGUGCCGACUCCAUGGAUGGUGCCGAAAGUGACCUUGUUGGAAUUGGCCAAUGCCACGGCCAAGGAAGGAACCAGGAAUGGACAUUUACGGAACUGAAACAAAUACAAAGCGAAGGAACAGGGACAUUAUGCCUAGCCUGGAUUAAUUCUUUGAAUGGCGGGGAAAAAAACAUCAUUCUUCAGAAAUGCAAUACUGUUAAUAUCAAACAGAAAUGGCAUUUUGACAAAGCAAGAAAACACUUGAUGCCAACUGUAAAUCCAAGAAUGUGUGUAACAAGCAAAGAUACAAUUCUAGUGCUUUCAAAGUGCAAUUCUAGUUUGAAAACCCAAAUGUGGACUGUUGUGAUGACCGAAGUUUUAAAUAUAGAGCUUCAGGUAGGACACUAGGAAAGUUUAUCAGCAAAACACAUUCUUCAUAGCUUUUAUUCCAUGGGAGACAAGAGUUGGCAAAUGCCCCCCCCCCCACCCAAUGGUAAAAUAAAAUAUAUCUAAAAAGGGGUGUUUUCUGGUGUUCAAAAGGGUGCGAGCCUCCAAGUUGUGUCCCUCUGAGAUAAAUAGAACUUCUGAUAGAAGGGUGAUACACAAUAGAAUUGAUAACAAUACAUUGCUAUUGAUAACAAUACAUAUGCAACAUUGAUAGCAAAGAUAACAAACUGUAAAGCACUUUGAUUUUAAAAAAAAGUACAACUGAUUAAUUUAAACAACUUUGGUCAAAUAACUUAAGAUAAAAUUAUUAAUAACUAAGACGAGACCAUACGGAAAAUAUUUUUUCCAAAAAAACUUUUUUAUAUGAAAUCAAAAGUUUGUUAACUAUAUUUCUCACUAGGUUGUACAAACAGAAAGGUCGGCAUGGUGUGAAAAGCAAAUUCAUUUCUAUCCCCAUUCCCGGCUCCAUUCCCGGCUCCAUUUCCUGCCCCAUUGCCAUUCUCUUUUCUUUCUCAAGCCAAAACUAGGGCCAAAGCUCAUUGCAGCCCUUAGCAAAUCUCCAGCCAAUCUUGGCCAUUUUUGUAACUGUUUUCAAGAAAACACAUGAUACAGGGAUGGGUAUAUGCAAAUUUUUAAAAAAAGAAACCUUGCUAAAAAGUCCAUAAUCUUGCAUUACAAAUAAAGGAAAAGAGCAAUUGAAUAGAGCAAGGAAAAAAGUUACCAUAGAAGUUUAAAUACGGUAAAAGCUCUAUUAAGCGCCUUCUCUCUAUUAAGCCCCUUUCCCUAUUAAGCCCCUCCUUAUCAAGCAAAAACUUAAAAUAAGCCCCCACUCUCUAUUAAGACCUCCCUCUUUAACCUUUGUUGUCAAACAAGGUAAACAUGCGCAUUUAGUGGGUCUCUUGAUGAUCAUGUGCAUUAAAUACGGCCCAUGUAAAGACUUACUUGUGCAACUAAGCAGUCAGUCAAAAUUUGUUUAGAAGAUGUCCCAGGGUUAUCCACUGAUCCUGGUGAUUUUGACGAAGAUAAGGACCUUAUAAUUGAUGAAUUAGCCUUUCGAAGUUGCUAGUGAAGUUUUCUGAGAACAUUUGAAUGAAAUUUUUAUAACAAAAAAUAGACAAGGGCAUUGUUAAAACAUUUUUACUUCAAGUUUUUAAUAAGCCUCCUCUCCCCAGGGGCUUAAUAGAGCUUUUACCAUAUAUUAGUCUGUCUGUAUUUGCAUUCUUAAUUUACUAUUAAAUACUUGACUGUGGCAAGUUGUCAUGUAUUUUUAUGCCCCAAGACCUUCAAAUUUCACACCCCAAGAUCACGAACAAUUUCUACUGUAAACUUUUGAUUCACUGACUCUUUUUUAUCACAUGCAACAACAGUAAGUGCCUUUGGGUUACCAGCAGUGAGACAAUUGUUUGUGUCUUGUGAAAUUAGCAUGUUAUCUUUGUAUGACCAUUUCUAAAAAAGAAAGGCAACAGUUGUACACAUAUUUAUAAUAGUGAUGAUGAAAAUAAAAGUGAAAAUGAUCAGUGAUCAUUCUUAAUAACAUUGUAAUUAGAUGGCAUAAGAUAAUAUUUUUGUGACUAGAUGAAAUUUAUCAUCAAUAUUUGCUAUAUUGCUAUUAUACAUGAGGCCAAAGGAUAGGUUGCUUGGCUAUAAGGAUCUCAUAGACCAUUUCUCAUUGGCAAUUAAGGUAUUGAAGUUACUGGUAAAUAUUAUAAAGUGACUAUUGCUUUUUUAGAUUUCAUGGUAAAUAAAGAUGUUGGUAAAGUCCUUUAAUAGUAUAACUGAUACUUAAAGAAAUCAGAAUACACCAGAGAAACAGGUACAGGAAGCUUAAUUGGAAACGCCAGCAUUUUUGAGGAAAUGAAAUUUAAGCUUUUGGUUUGAAAAAUUUUAAAUGAAGUUUGAGAUUUUUUAGACAUUGAAAAUUGACCAAGACUAUACAUAAUUCACAAAAAAUAAAACCACUUGAUGCAAAAAAAA